Aethina tumida (small hive beetle) is the source of this 3311-nucleotide messenger RNA. RefSeq names its product protein king tubby (gene ktub). The record is from RefSeq and is a predicted model, not a curated record. NCBI's taxonomy places the organism in Eukaryota, Metazoa, Arthropoda, Insecta, Coleoptera, Nitidulidae. The coding region runs from base 142 to 1335 and encodes 397 amino acids. Gene Ontology annotation, cellular component: cilium. The transcript is spliced from 8 exons. Gene Ontology annotation, biological process: protein localization to cilium.
GUAGUAGCGGAGAUAGAUUCGUAAACAAAACGAAGUUCCGCUAUUUUUUGAAGUUUUCACUGUUGAAAUCGAUCAAAUAUCUCCCGGAGUAACUUAGUUUAAUAUACAAACACAUCGUUGCGUUGUGCGUGUACUCGAAAAAUGGAUUCAAGAAGCCAAAAGCUCGAACAGCAGCGUCAAAUAAUGGAGAACAAAAUGAAACAAAAACGAAUGACGUCUGGUAUGAUACAAGCCUCAGAUAUUAGAAACAAUUCAGCCAAAAUUAGAUGUAAUAGUGGAAAUAAAAGAGAAUUACACGGGUAUGAUGGGCCUUUACAAUAUUCAAUGAGCCUUGACAAUAAUCCUGAUCAGGUUAUAUCUGUAAUGUCAAGUGCUGAAAGUGUUGAUGAUAUUGUGGAAGAUUUAACCACAGGAAAUCCCGAUUUAAUGGAUGUAGAAGACGAUGAAUCCUCUCCAGUGACAGCUACCACACCAAGUAAUGGCAAUGUUCCUAUUAACCCCAUUGCAGAUAAACCCAAUUUUAUUAAUCAAAAUAAUGGGAAUACCGAAAUCGAAGGCAAUAUUGAGGGUAACGUGGAAAAAUUCGUCCUACAGCCGGCCCACUUAAAAGUUUUAUAUAAAUGUAGGAUAACCAGGGACAGAAAGGGUAUGGACCGAGGAUUGUACCCCACAUAUUUUUUGCACUUGGAACGGGACUAUGGAAAGAAAGUGUUCCUUCUAGCUGGUAGGAAACGAAAAAAGAGUGCGACCAGUAACUACCUCAUCAGUACUGACCCCACUGAUCUUUCCAGAGGUGGCGACGCAUUUGUUGGUAAAUUACGUUCGAAUUUAUUGGGUACACAAUUUACAAUAUUCGAUAAUGGAGUGUCGCCUAGGAAGGCAAAUUUUAAAGAAGGAGCGACUCCGAGGCAGGAAUUGGCAGCGGUGAUGUACGACACUAAUGUUUUGGGCUUUAAAGGACCGCGAAAGAUGACCGUUUUACUUCCGGGUAUGGUUGACGAGGAACGGGUUGCCAUACAUCCUCAGGACGACAGUGAGGGUUUAAUAGAAUCCUGGAAAGCGAAAAAUACUUCAAAUAUGAUUGAGCUUCAUAAUAAGACUCCUGUAUGGAACGACGAAACUCAAUCGUAUGUGUUGAAUUUCCACGGACGAGUGACGCAGGCGUCAGUCAAGAAUUUUCAAAUUGUGCACGACAGCGACACUGAGUACAUCGUUAUGCAGUUUGGUCGUGUUGCGGAGGACAUCUUUACCAUGGACUAUAGGUAUCCAUUAUGUGCAUUCCAAGCAUUUGCAAUAGCCCUGAGCAGUUUUGAUAGUAAAUUGGCCUGUGAAUAAGGCUAUAACAAAUAUAUUUCAAUGUGCCUCAAAAACGUAAUGAUAAUUGAGCUUAUGUCCACUUAAGUAUGAUUUUAUGCCUAUCAUUUUCGUAUUUCACUAUGUUACGUGUGAAAUCAAAAUUUUUUGUAGAUUUACAGUUUGUUAAUUUAAUGCUUUUUUAUUACUGUUCAACUGUGAUACAAUUUGUCAAUAUACUUAUUUGGAAUUAUUACCAGAAACCAGUGGAUUUGUUAAUAAAUAUUAAUGUGUAUUAAAUAUUUAAGAUUGGAGGAAAACUGAAUAAGAUAUCUUUGUUAUUAUUUUUUAAUAAUAUAUUUACAUAUUGAUAUGAUAAAGGAUAAAUCUAAGUAUUAAAGAUUCUAUUCAAACAAAUUCCCUCCGUUUUUCCUCAAUAGAAGUAUUCAGUGCAUUUCGUUUAUCUCCAAUCAAUCGUUGUUGUUAAAUACCAGCUUUAGAUGUUGUAGACUGCAACAGACAUUCUGUUAUAGGUAGCCUAAAAUAAUGUCAGGGUGUCGCAAAACAGUUCAAUUAAAAAUGUUUCUAGUCGUUUUUUAGUAUUUUUAUAUUUUUAAUUUUUUUGCUUAGACCAUAGUUUAAGGUAUAUCACUAUUAAUUGAUAAGUACUGAUUUUAUUCAAGGAAUUGAGGUAUUUUGAUAAUGUUUGAACACCCAGAAAAAAUCAUAAAAAAUACUACUGUGUCAUGUAUUGCCUUAUAUUUUGCCUUAAUCAUUUAGUUAGUGUUUGAUAUAUUUGCACUAUAUAUCAAUUAAACAGAAGCAAUACUUUUUUAUAAAAUACUAUUUUAGAAUGUUAACAUACAAUUUGACUCUUAUUUAUUUCUAUAAUUUUAUGUAUUUAUUGUGUCUGUUUAAUUGUUAGUAAAUUUAUAAAAUUUGCAUACUUAACGAAUGUUGUGUCUUAAUAUAAGAUUGAUGUUCACAUUUUAUCUAGAAUAAUUUAGUGUAUUAUACUAAGUAUUUUCUAAGUUAGUGUAUAUGUAUAUUUUUGUAAGUUUUCUAUUUUUUCGGUGAAUAUUUAGUAUAAUAUAAAUAUUUUAUUAAAUUUUGGUGUGUUCAAGAAACAUAUUUAGGAAUAUUAAAACAUCGAAAACGUUCGAACCCAAUCAGUAUUCGUAUGUACAUUUUUGUAAUUAUAGGUGUACCAUUACAAUUUAAGAAUAAGAGCUCAGGUUUUUUUGAUAAAACUCACAAUUUUGAUUGCUAAUAUACACUUAUCAAAUAUCUGUGAAUCAAAGAUCACACAUUUACACAUUUUAUUGUUGUGAAUUUAUGAUUUUCAAAAUCAAAAAUUAUGCACAUUUAGUGAAACUUAUAAAAUAAAUUAAAUUAAAAUGUAUCCUCACUUUAAAUUACCACAAAAUACUAGUUUAUUACAUUUACACAUAUAUAAAAUUAAUAGUUUGAGAUUUAUUUUCUUAUAUUUACAGUAUAAUUUUUAAUUUUUGUUAUGAGAAUUAAUAAUGAGGUUAUAAAAAUUUUUAAUUUUAUUAUUUAUUACAAUUUUAUUUUUUGAACUUGGUUUUAUGUAUGUAAUUAUUAAUAUUCAUAAAUGAUCCACUAAAAUAUUAAAUCAAAUUUCAGAAUUUUUGCUUCAGUGGUGGUAGUUAAUUUUAAUUCUAAUUCCAUCCAAAUCAUUCCAGAGUGUUCUAUUUAUAAACAAUGUAAUUUUACAAAACUACACUUUUUUAUAAUAAAUUCUCUAUUGUACAUGAAUUUGGAAAAUUUACUAAAAAAUAUUUUUUUUAUAUUAAAUUUAAAAUUUAUGAUCUCAAAAUAUACGCUUAAAUUUUAAUUGUUCAAGUUGCCUAUUCAUUUCAGAAAGGUUUCUUUCUGCAGGCGUAACAAAAAGUUGUAGUUAUUGCUCAAUUUUAAAAACACAAUAGUGGCGUCAUUCUUAAGGCUCAUUCAAAUUUUUGUACACAAAAUGUAAAAAUAAAAAUGUCACCAAUGAA